Toxotes jaculatrix (banded archerfish) is the source of this 1140-nucleotide messenger RNA. RefSeq lists its product as uncharacterized. The coding region runs from base 253 to 861 and encodes 202 amino acids. The transcript is spliced from 7 exons. The record is from RefSeq and is a predicted model, not a curated record. NCBI's taxonomy places the organism in Eukaryota, Metazoa, Chordata, Actinopteri, Toxotidae.
GGUGACGGCUGUAAAGGUUGCCUUAAAAGUGUACAGUUUAAAGACUUGCUGCUUCUACUACAGCAGUGUACCGUGAAGGAAAAUUUUAUUCAUCUACAAACCAAAAAUUUAAAUGUAAACUUAAUCCUUUAUUGAGUCAUACCUGACUCAUAAUCAUGGGACAAGAGAAGAGUAAGACAUUGCUGCAGCUAUAUGGCCCACAUCCUAACUAUUAUCCCAUCAGGACAGCCCAUACGGUGACAUAGACCAGUAAUGUCGAACUGUUCGCGGAACUCCUGCCUGUCGGCAGGUAAGACAUAUGAUGGGUCUGAUUUCCCAGACAGCAACGGAAGAAAAGGUCCACAGUACCUGGCAUGGGUGUCAAACAUUGUGUCCACAAAUAAAGAUAAGAGGUUUGUUUUGAAGAAUCCAGCGGGUGCCACAUUGAGAAUAGCAGACCUGGACGACACCAUUUACAGAGACAGAAAAGACGAGGUGGAUGGGUGGGGAAAAUUCUACCUUCCCAAGACAGUGGACAUGCGGGUUGUAGGUGUGGUGGAGGACAUCUCAUGUCCUUGUGACCAGCUUGUUCUGAUGACCUGUGAGGACAAAAAGAUGUAUGUCUACGAUGGAGAGGAUCUGCAUCUGGUGGCUUCAAGUCUGGUGCAGCUACGUGACAGGGGGAUAGAGUAUCCGGCAUCCAAGAGCUAUUACCACGGGGAGGCCUUCAAAGAUAUGACCAAGGAGGACUGGGCAAAAGUGAGGGCGGGCCCUGUGGGGAAGAGGUUGGACCAAGAGCAUCGGCAGCUCGUAAAAUCAAUGACGCCCAGACUCCUGGCGAAUCUCAGACUCAGCAGACAGCGUGCAAGACUCAUCAGCUGACAGUUUUGGAUUUCUUUUGUGUUUUUGGUGGUCACCUCUUAAAUGGACUACUCUAUGCUGUGAACUUCACAAUCACUAGAUCUCAAGCCAGCUGAACACCUUCAGGAGACGGUGUCAGUGCUGUCCACCACCAUCAUCAUCAAAACACCAAAUACCGUGUCCGACGUCAUCCUGUGCAAAUGCAUCUACACAAAUGUGGAGUGACACAUAUAAAAUACAUUUCUUGUUGUAAAAAUACGUAUGUAAAAUGUAAAAUAAAAUGAUUUUUGUUGCUUUCAA